AGCCACAUCCUAGAAGGGAGGGAGCCAAGGAACCAGCGCACCGCUCUGGAACCGCACAAGAAGUGACUUUUGCCCACAAGAACAUUUCGGAGUGCCUGGGUAGUCAGAGAAAGUAGCGCGUGGCCUCAGAGGUAUUAAGAAAACCUUUCCAGCAGCACCUCCGCAUUUCCAAGGACCUCGCCAAAAAAAAUGACAGGUUGAUCGAGAUCAAGAUGCCUGGUAACCCACAUGUUUCCAAGAAAAAGUCUCAACAGUUAAAAAGAAAUUCAAAAAGGAAAACUGAUGAUGAUGAAGAGUUGUCAGAGAAAAAGGUUAGAAACACAGGAAAAAGAAAUAAAAGUCAUUCAAACCAUCUGUCUUCUGAAGGACAAACAAAGCAUACUAAUAUAAAACAGAUAAAGAUAGCACCCAACAAAAAGAAAACCUGGCAACCACUUUCAAAGAGUAGCAGAGAGCAGUUGCAAACAAUAAUGGAAUCAGUAAUAAUAACAAUUUUGAGCAAUAGUAGUCGAGAAAAAGAAGAAAUACAGUAUCAUCUCAACUUACUGAAAAAAAGAUUGCUACAACUUUGUGAAACCCUGAAAGUCCCUCCUGAAAAGCUGAAGGAUUUAACUCAUGUGUCAAGACUACUGGAUGUGGAAAGGGCACGGGAGCAAGCUAAUAAAGAAGAUCUGGCAUUAUUGCAGGAAGAAAUAGAAAAAAUGGUAGAGACUGCAGAAUUGAUGACUGAGGAUAUUCAGAGCCUAAAGAACAAAAUUGAAAGUCUGGAAAGUGAGGUAGAAGAGGAAGAGAAGACACUAAAACAAGUGCUUCAAAUGGAUAUUAGUAAUGUACUCUCUCUUCCAGAACUUUCUCAGAAAAGUCUCAAAGCACCCACACUUCAGCAAGAAAUUUUGACACUAAUUCCAAACCAGAAUGCUCUUCUAAAGGACUUGGAUGUUCUUCAUAAUUCCUCCCAGAUUAAGAACAUGUUAACACUCAUUGAAGAAGCCUAUAAGAAACUAGAUGCCACCUGAACAGUUUUUUCUUGGAGUGUCCCAUAUUAAUGUUUAUGAUUUGUGGGGGUUUUUUUGUUUUUUGUUUUUUUCAAUGUUUAUGAUUUGUAAAGCUAUUAACCUAUGGUGAUAUUGCAGAGGCUGAGGCUUCCGUAGGAUUUAUUAUGCCCUGAUAGGCACUUUAAAAUUAGCCUCUGUAGAUCUAUCAUUAAUAUCUAAUGUAGUUCUGAAAAUUCUUUUUAGCAGUUGUCACAUCUAGGAAAUUAGCAUUUAUAUUGUUGUAUCUGCAAUUACUUGCCUAAAGCCAUUAAAAAGAAUAGUAGGCAUGACCUAAUAGUUUAUAAGGGUUAAAUGGAACUCAUUUAUUGGUUAAACGUGGAAUUGUGGUGUGUAAAUUAAGUACAGUACCUAGUAUGGAAAAGCAUUAGAGUUUGCUAUUACUAAUUCUGUAGCUGAUGGGUUGUAUUUUCUGCCUGAUCGUUUGGAAGAUGGAAAAUCCUCACUUUUUUACCUUGUUCCUUAGUCUUUUUGGAAAGUGGUUAAGAAUUGCCAGCUAUGUUUAACUUAGGAGGUAACAUCAAUAUUUUAUUUCUUUGGUAGGUAACUGAAUCGAUUUAUUUUCUACUGUCAUGAAAGCAUAUCUUUACUUAAGAAAAUUAUUUUAAAAGGAACCAUAGCACAUUCUUUCCCCCUACAAUAAAAAACAACCAAAAAUAAAAACCCUUUCUUAAUAAACCUUUCCCAAUGUAUAAUUAGCUUAUAUAUAUAUGUGUGUGUGAAUAAAGUAUCACUUAAAUAUAUCAAAAAUCUUUUCCAUAAUUCUGUUAACAUCCUUCAGGCAGACACCCCCAAGAACAUACCUGUAGUUAGACAAGUUGGACUUUCAUGCUCAUUUUAAUGAAGGAGAUAAUACAUUCUGAGGAUCCUAGAGCAACUCAGAAAAAAGGGUCAAAAGCAAUGUCCUUAUAGGAAAUAAUGGUAAAGAAGGACUAUUGAUAGAUUUUAAAGGGAAAGAAAGUCUUUAGGAAAAGAAGCCUGUCAAAGAGACUAAAAAUGUCUUCUGAUGCUA
This is a messenger RNA of Nycticebus coucang (slow loris), 2064 nucleotides long. RefSeq names its product centromere protein Q (gene CENPQ). NCBI's taxonomy places the organism in Eukaryota, Metazoa, Chordata, Mammalia, Primates, Lorisidae. The transcript has 9 exons. The coding region runs from base 213 to 1016 and encodes 267 amino acids. The record is from RefSeq and is a predicted model, not a curated record.